CGACCUUCUUUCUUCGUCUGCCAACACCGCUUUUGUCCCUCCUUCCGAAGGCCGUCCGACCAGCCCAGCAGACCAUCCAAUCCAACCGCACCCCACCUGCAUCUCCACCCGCCUAUGUUUGGGUGCGCUAUUGCCGCCUUGGAAAAUGACUCUGGAGUGGCCCAUAUCUGGCCCUUGAUGAGCGGGCUCCCAGGCUCCCAGGCUCCCAGGCACCUCGCCAAUGCGCACGACGUCACGCCCCCAGCCUGCAUCCGCCGCCGUGACUUGUGAGGCUCCAUCGCCGGCCAAACGCUGCAGGAAGUGCCGGCUCCAUCCCGGCCGUCUAACGCGAGGUCUGCUGCCUUCCGCUCGCCAGUUCCACGCCCCGGCUGGUCGUCGAACGUGCCCGUGCUGGACCAGAGUUCGGAUCACCUGUCGUGCGCCUCGUGGGCAGCGCGGCCUCGUCGUGGUGACUUGCUGGAAAACAACAACGGCAAACUUUUGACACGUCUGUGCGCCGACACGGGGACGCUUGUUCCAACCCUGGCUCCCUGGCUGUUCUGUUGCGGGCCGGCCUCACUCUAUCGCUGCUACUGUUGCUGCUACAUACCCCUCCGCGCCGGGGUGGGCUUUCUUGUCAACCGUGACGUCCAGUUCGCAUCACACGCGCUUGCCUUCCGGCAACAGUUGUACGCGGAUAGGGGGUUCCUUGAACGUAUAUCUACCGAUCCGCCUCCCUACUCGACUCCUCGCUCGAUUGCAUUUCGAGAGCACAGCGUCUGGAAGCAGGUACGCGGGACUGAUUUUUUUCCACUCCUGUCUGCUCUUGUGUAAUCCUCGUCCAUAGCCCAGUCUCAGCAAAAAGCCUCAGCGCAAGGAGAGCACCUCUGACGCGUCCUCCAACCAACCACCGGUAUGCUUCCCCAGCUCCUGCUGGCGGCUGUGGCUGUCCCGACAUGCCUAGCGAUGGCGACCCCGGUCCGGAAUCCUGAACUGGGCGCCAGGGCCGACACCCCUAGCUGGCACCAACAUGUCAGGGCGUCGGAUUCGCGCACCAUACGUCCCCGGGCAAUCGUGGCAAGUCGCAAUGCCGGCAACGUGUCAAGCCCGGAUGGCCUCAUCACGGGCAAGACCCCAACCGUGCUCUCGCGCCUUGGCCCCGCUGAGGAGAAGCCGUCCAUUGUGGUCGAUUUCGGCCAGAACACAGUGGGAAUCUUGUCUAUCCAAUUCGGGGGAUCCUCGACCGUCAACGGUAGCAGCAGCGCUCGCCCGGGUCUGAAGCUCGCAUUCUCCGAGACUUUGCAGUUCCUGACCGACAGGAGCGACUUCACUCGUUCCGAUCACGCAUCGGGGGACCAGAAGUUCACCCAGGGAACCGACCAGAUUUCGGUGCGGCAGGAGCCCUACGAAUACGUCAAUAAUAUUGGCUGCCAGCACGACAGGAAGGUGUGUUCCGACGGCCUCCACGGAUUCCGCUAUGUCAGAAUUUGGCUCGACGCCCUAGACUCGGACGCGCCGUACACCACCUCGUUCGGCACCGUAUCCAUCGUGUCUAUGAAGCUGGAGCUGUCUGCUUUCCAUGGCACGCCGGACACGUUCCGCGGAAACUUUGAGUGUUCCGACUCUGCCAUCACCCAGUGGUGGUACGACGCCGUUUACACCAACGACCUCUGCAUCGACACUUUCCGUCUCAACGAUACGGAGCCGCGAGACGGAGGCAGCCCUACCCUUGCGGGGAAGCUGGUUCUUCACGACGGGCCCAAGCGCGAUCGCGACCCCUACGUGGGGGACUUGGCAGUCUCGGCCCUUACCGCCUACCUCUCGCACGACGUGGCGGAAUCGGCCAGUAACGUACUUGAGGACCUCGCUUUGCACCAGCGGAGCGACGGCUGGAUCCCGCCAGCGAGCAUUGGGAACUACGGCCUGCAGCUGUUCGACUACCCGCUCUGGUGGGUUGUGUGCAGCUGCGAUUAUGUGCUAUACACUGGGAACGGCACGUUUCUGCAGAACCUCUGGCCCAACCUGGUCAAGGUUCUUGAUGGCUUCUACCCGGGGGUCACCAACGCAGCGACUGGGCUCAUCGAGCGCAAGGGCUAUGGUGACUUUGCCUUCAUCCCGCGCGAGGGGGCUGUGACGUACUACAACGCUCUCUACGUCCGCGCUCUCAACUAUGCUGCCGACAUGGCCGAGCAGCUGGGUCACAGCAGUGAUGCGCCUCGCUGGCGCAGCCGGGCCACACAGGUGGGCGAUGCGCUUCUCAAGCGCAACUGGGACCGCAGUGUAGGCGCCUUUUACGAUGGCGGCCGCUGCGGCAACCAACAGCUCUGCCCCACGCACGGCCAGGAUGGAAACAGCCUGGCGAUCAUGACAGGCAUCGCCAAUACGACCACCCCCGCCGUGGGUGGCAACGGCAGCGUUGCCGAGUCGAUCCUCAGUUAUUUGGACCGUGCCCUCCGUCGGCCCUACGGCAACGCCUUUUUCGACACGGAUGAUUAUGGUGGCGGAUACUCGCAGCGCGUCUACGCCUUUAUAUCCUACUUCGAGAUCGAGGCGCGGUUCAAGGUGCCGUCGGCUGCGGACUCGGCCUAUGACGAGAUUCGCCGACUGUAUAGCGCCAUGGCAUCAGGCGACCCGGGCGUCACCUUCUGGGAGGGAAUCGGACCCGGCGCAUCACCGUACCAGGACGGUUUCACCUCCAUGUCCCACGGCUGGUCGACUGGAAUUGUGCCCUCGACCAUCAAUCAUGUCCUGGGGAUCAUGCCGACAAAGCCGGGCUUUGCCGAGUGGGAGGUCAAGCCCGUCAUGGGUGGGGGGCUGACAUGGGCCCGAGGCGUAGCGCCCACGCCCAACGGCGAGUUCGCUGUCUCUUGGACCACGACCGUUGAGGGUGGUGCCGACGCCGAGUUCCGCAUCCAGAUCUCGUCCCCGAGGGGCAGCAAGGGCACCAUCUCGGUGCCUGUAUCUGGCGCUGGGGUGACGGUCAAGCUUAACGGGCGGGACAUCUACAACGUAGGGGCUGAUGGGACACGGGAAGGCGCCAUUUAUAAGGACGGUCGUGUGUCGUUCGCCGUUGACGGUGGCAAGCAUGACGUUGUCGUCUUCCGCAAGGUCUGAAAGGGACAAGGGGGAAUCGAUGUGGCUUCAUACUUCGCCACUCGUAUCGAAGGGCCGUAUGUAGAGGGUGGGGGCUUGGAUAUGAUACGGCGUACCAGUCAAUACAUACUUUCCCAAUUUUUUUUUUCGGAAACGUCGCCUUAUUUUCUUGUCAAAAGGACGACCAAACUAGCCUCAG
This is a messenger RNA of Gaeumannomyces tritici R3-111a-1, 3271 nucleotides long. Its product is annotated as alpha-L-rhamnosidase A. The transcript has 5 exons. Gene Ontology annotation, biological process: carbohydrate metabolic process. NCBI's taxonomy places the organism in Eukaryota, Fungi, Ascomycota, Sordariomycetes, Magnaporthales, Magnaporthaceae. The record is from RefSeq and is a predicted model, not a curated record. The coding region runs from base 895 to 3093 and encodes 732 amino acids.